Molecule: messenger RNA, 5497 nt
Organism: Nilaparvata lugens (brown planthopper)
Lineage: Eukaryota; Metazoa; Arthropoda; Insecta; Hemiptera; Delphacidae
Gene: Tnpo
Product: transportin-1
Exons: 19
Coding region: 304-2982 (892 amino acids)
Biological process (GO): protein import into nucleus
Cellular component (GO): nucleus; cytoplasm
Molecular function (GO): small GTPase binding; nuclear import signal receptor activity
Source: RefSeq, a predicted model, not a curated record
GAUGACGACUGAAGACGAUCAAUGAUUGCACUUUCAUAGUCAAAUUAUAGAUUUACAAACAAAAAAUCAUCUUAUUAGUUCAGUAUAUUACUAUUUAAAUUGAAAAAAGUUGUAAUUCAAUUGAAAAUUAAUUUCAUUUUCAUGAUUUGUCGUUGAUAAAAAUGAAAAUAGUUUUUAUCUUCAAUCAUAAAGUAUAGAGUACUAAAUUUGACUAGUUUCCGGCUGUAGCAAAUUAUUUUCUUGAGGUGCGCGAACGACCAAAACCGAACAAUCCACCAAGGUAGGAAAGAUCAAGAUCCAAGUAUGAUAAUGGCGUGGCAACCUCAAGAGGAAGGUUUACGACAAAUUCUUCAAAUCUUGAAGGAAAGCCAGUCGCCAGAUACAGCUACACAACGAGCUGUUCAGCAAAAAUUGGAAGAAUUCAACAAGUUUCCAGACUUUAACAAUUAUUUGAUCUUUGUCUUGACAAAGUUGACAACUGAAGAUGAACCAACAAGAUCAUUGAGUGGAUUGAUUCUGAAGAACAACGUGAGAGGACAUUACGACAAGUUUGUGCCCGAGGUAGCCGAGUUCAUAAAGCAGGAAUGCCUGUCGUCGGUGGGCGACCAGUCGCCGCUGAUCCGAGCCACGGUCGGCAUCCUCAUCACGACCAUCGCCUCCAAGGGCGACCUCAUCACUUGGCCGGAGCUGCUGCCCGCUCUCUGCAACAUGCUCGACUCGCACGACUACAAUGUCUGUGAGGGUGCAUUUGGAGCUCUGCAGAAAAUUUGUGAAGAUUCCACCGAAUACUUGGACAGCGAUGCCCUGAAUAGGCCUUUGAAUGUCUUGAUUCCAAAGUUUUUGCAGUUUUUCCGUCAUUCUAGUGCCAAGAUAAGAUCUCAUGCUGUGGCUUGUGUGAACCAGUUUAUAAUGAAUAGAGCGCAGGCGCUGAUGGUGAACAUCGAUGGCUUCAUUGAGAAUCUGUUCCACCUGGCUACUGAUGAGGAUGCUGACGUUCGCAAGAAUGUGUGCCGCGCUCUUGUCAUGCUCCUUGAGGUUCGAAUGGACAGACUACUGCCGCACAUGCACGACAUCAUAGAGUACAUGCUGCAGCGCACCCAGGACAACGACGAGGGCGUGGCGCUGGAGGCGUGCGAAUUCUGGCUGUCACUGGCCGAGCAGCCCAUCUGCAAGGAAGUGCUCACUCAGCAUCUCAACCGACUCGUGCCCGUCCUUGUCAAGGGCAUGAAGUACUCCGAAAUCGAUAUCAUACUCUUGAAGGGAGACGUUGAAGAGGAUGAGAUGGUGCCGGACAAGGACGAGGACAUCAAGCCGCGCUUCCACAAGUCGCGCACGCACACCGUGCGGCACUCGGACGGCACUGAGAACGGCGAGGAGGAGGGCGACGAUGAUGACGACAUCGGCGAAGAUGGAUCCCUGUCUGACUGGAAUCUCAGAAAAUGCAGUGCAGCUGCCCUGGACUGCUUAGCUAAUGUGUUCAGAGACGAAUUGCUUCCCGUACUUGUGCCCAUUCUCAAAGAGAUGCUUUUCCAUCAAGAAUGGGACAUCAAGGAAUCUGGAAUCCUUGCAUUGGGAGCCAUUGCUGAAGGUUGUAUGCAAGGAAUGAUUCCACACCUGAGUGAACUGAUUCCGUACUUGAUUGGGUGUCUCUCUGAUAAGAAGGCGCUGGUGCGAGCGAUCACCUGCUGGACCCUUUCGCGCUACUCCCACUGGGUUGUUAGUCAGCCGCAUGACAACUACCUCAAACCUUUGAUGACCGAGCUGCUGAAGAGAGUUCUCGACCCGAAUAAGAGAGUGCAGGAGGCAGCUUGCUCUGCCUUCGCCACCCUCGAAGAAGAAGCUUGCACCGAGCUAGUUCCUUACCUUGGAUUCAUCCUCGAAACACUAGUCUUUGCUUUCAGCAAGUAUCAGCAUAAAAACUUGCUGAUUUUGUACGAUGCAAUCGGCACAUUGGCCGACUCUGUUGGUCAUCAUCUCAACAAGCCCGACUACAUCAAUCUGCUAAUGCCACCUCUCAUCCAGAAAUGGAAUAUACUCAAGGAUGAGGAUAAGGACCUUUUUCCUUUGCUCGAGUGUCUGUCAAGUGUGGCUACAGCGCUGCAGGUGGGAUUUCUGCCAUACUGUGAGCCAGUGUACAGGAGAUGUGUGUCGUUGGUGGAGCAAACCCUCAACCAGCAUAUAGCAAAUACGCAGAGUCCAGAGCAGUUUGACGCGCCAGACAAGGACUUCAUGAUCGUGGCCCUGGACUUGUUGUCAGGCCUGGCCGAAGGACUCGAUGGUCACAUUGACAAGUUGGUGGUCAACUCCAACAUUAUGAACUUGCUCUAUCAGUGCAUGCAGGAUCCAACAGCCGAAGUCAGGCAAAGCUCCUUUGCAUUGCUCGGUGAUCUCACCAAGGCAUGUUUCCAGCAUGUGCUUCCAUGCAUAUCUGAAUUUUUACCAAUAUUAGGACAAAAUUUGAACCCAGAGAUGAUAUCCGUGUGCAAUAAUGCUACUUGGGCUAUUGGUGAAAUCUCUGUUAAAUUAGGUGAAGAAACUAGACCGUACGUUCCUCUUGUAUUGGCACAACUGAUAUUGAUCAUCAACAAACCCAACACGCCAAAAACGCUUCUGGAGAACACAGCAAUUACAAUUGGCCGGCUAGGUUUUGUGUGCCCCCAUGACGUGGCUCCCAUGUUGCAACAGUUUGUUCGCCAGUGGUGUAUGUCGUUACGUAACAUUCGUGACAAUGAAGAAAAAGAUUCGGCUUUCCGUGGCAUGUGUCAAAUGAUAACUGUCAAUCCGGGCGGAAUAGUGCAGGACUUCAUAUUCUUCUGCGAUGCGGUCGCAUCAUGGGUCAACCCCAAAGAUGAUCUCAAGGACAUGUUCUCAAAAAUCCUACAUGGCUUCAAAAAUCAGGUCGGAGAGGAAAAUUGGAAACGUUUCUCUGAUCAGUUCCCUCAGCAGCUGCAUGAGCGGCUGUCUUCCAUGUACGGCGUUUGAACACCUUUCAGCUGAUGAGCGUGGGUUGGCGUGGGUGAAACCACGUAUGUGCCUGUCGUCGUCGUGUCGUGUCGUUACUAAGCUGUUGGCAGCAGUCGCGUUGUUAGGGUGGGUGGGGUCAUCAAACCGGGGCGGCCCGGAUAAGGGUGGGGGGAGGGGGGCCUAUCAACUGCCAACAGUCGCGUUCGCGUCUCUCUCUUUCUCUCGACUCAUCGUUUUUCGCGCGCGCGGUAUCCGGGGAAAACUCGCGGGAGUUUCCCCCAUCAACUAAUAAUUAUAGCAAGUCAGGGUCGAUAACUAGUUUUUAUCAUCUCGUAAUUGAUCGACCGGCCCUACUACUGCCGUUGUGUUGUUAUCGUGUUCUUCGUUCCCGGGAAGCAAGUAGAAUCGCGAAUUAUUGGUCAACAACUCUGUGCAACUACCGUGUUGUGCUCGAAUCGUAUAUCAACAACUAUCUAAUCGGGGUUUAGUAAAUGAAAAUCGAAUCGUGCAUUAUUAAGAACAAUUGGGGGUUAAUAAUCGAAUACGCUUAAUCGUGACUAAAUAUUUUAUACGAGUUUAGCUUCUAAAGCAUUUAAAAGCUGUUAUGCGUCGUCGUCGGUAAAAAUAACAAAAUCAAUCGUGAAAUUGUUUUAUGAAAAUCGUCGUUUCAAAUAAGGGAAUGUGGUUUUGUUUCUUGUGGGCAAAAUUGACAAUUACGGCGAGAGUCAACUAAUUAUAACAAACAAUGCUAAAAUAUGAACUUAUCAAUUAUCAUUUUGUACAUUGCAUUGGUUAGUUAUGUUGAUAAUAUUUACGUAGUAACGUUAUUUCUACUCUGUUCAGUUGAUUUAUUUUUGUUCAUCGAUUAUUUCAAAAUAGGAAAUGAAUUUAUUUGAAUCAAUGUUUCAACAUUAUUAUAAUAAGUAGAUUUAGACAUAAGUUUCAUUUUCCGAACUUAAUUAUCAUUGAUUUAUUGAAGAGGAAUCAGAAGAGAUUCCAACCAAACAAGUACUAUUAUUGUAAUUUGUGUUUGGCCACUUGGACAUUUCUUGUCUUGAACGAAACUGUCCUUGUUAAUAGAAUUUUAUAUCAGUUGAUUUCUGUACAUGUGAUCUUUGUUUAUAUUUUAAAUGACGCUCAUUUCCAUAAAGAAUUCAAAAAUGUUAGUUUUAUAUUUUGAACAGUCUCACUUCGACUUUUGGCACUUGUGCCAUUAUGUGGCAACAGAAAUGUGUCUCAAUUAAUAUUUUAUAAUACACCUUUCAUCUUGGAACCUACCAAGAAAUUAGAUUAGACCUUUGUAAUUGAGAAGCUACAAACCCCCAAGUUUACGUAGUACUAUUCACACCCACAAACAAGCUUCUUAAGAAGCUCUCAACUAUUGUAUUCUAUUUUAUAGAAGAAAAUGAUUUAUAUUGGUUUGUUUUGAAUUGAAAUCACUGAAAAACCAGUAAUUGUUAUUUUUUAGAAAUAUAAUAGUUUUCAAUUUAAUUUACUAGUGACAUUCAUUAUAGAGCUUUCUAAUUGUUUUUUAUUGUUAUUUCAGUAAAAAUUGAUAGGUAGUAUUAUAUUCCAACUGGAUUGUACAACAUAUUUUAUGGUAAAACAUUUCUCCUACAUUGAACACCACAAUUAUGAGAAAACUUUCCAGUGAUUUUAACAACUUGAAAUGUAAUAAAUUAGACUCUAGUUUUAAUUGUAUUUCGAAUAUAUUAAUUGUCAUAAUUUGAUAAAACCUGGCACAAUAACCAUAAUUAUUUUUGAACCAACAAAUAAAAUUCCUUGGCCUAUAAUAAUUUAAAAACUGAAGAUGAAUUUAAAUUAGAUGAAGAUAGGUUGUUAUCAACGUUUUAUCCACCACAGAAAAAUUGAGUUUUCAGUAGGAAUAAAAAUGGAUUUUUCCUGAUUUUUAAAAUAGUAUAAAAGAAAUCCUGUUUCCGAGAGAUACUCGAUUAGAUUACUCUAUUAUCCUCCGAACGUACACUAGUCAUAUUUCAAGUAAUAAUAGAAUUGAAAUUAACAUUUAUUUUAACAAUUUUAAAUACAAGUCAGAUCCGUAAUAGUUUGGAUCAAAUAGUUAUUGUUAUAGUCCAUUUUAAAUCAUUCAUUAAUUUAUUCCUUUAUAAAUUCCAUUAUUAUAGUCAUGGGAAACAUCGACUAUUUAGUUGUUUACAAAAGUCCAUUCAAACGUCAACCUAUCUAGUUUUUAUUCAACAUGUACAUCUAAAAAUCAUUAAAAUCUAAUAGCCGAAGGAAAGUUUCCUUUGAAAAAAUAAAUAGUUUUACAAAAUUUAUUAGAAUUGGUUCCAAGAAAACCUCUUCUUCUGAGCUCUGUUUAUGAACUUGAUACUUAUAAAGAAGCUACUAGCCAUAGAAAGCCUAUCGUCUUUGAUGCUGUUCCGUUAAUAGUCAAUAGACUUGAAAGAAAUCCAUUUCAGACGGGAAAGUCCUUCGCGGCUGGUUCAUAAAACGGUAUGGACUACGACUACUUAACUCAGGUUGUACAGAAAUUUGGCUCUUUUGUUAUAGAAAA